Molecule: messenger RNA, 5888 nt
Organism: Lineus longissimus
Lineage: Eukaryota; Metazoa; Nemertea; Pilidiophora; Heteronemertea; Lineidae
Product: protein ELYS-like
Exons: 27
Coding region: 113-5611 (1832 amino acids)
Molecular function (GO): protein binding
Source: RefSeq, a predicted model, not a curated record
CGGAGCGAAACAAAUGGCGGUGUGAUUGAAAAAAAUUGGCGUUCUGAGAGCAAGUUUUGUAUUUUACGACUGCCUCAACAUCAAAGUGACAGCUUCAUUCUCCAAAUUAGCAAUGAAAGAGUUAUUGCCACACGUUACGACCCCCGUCACAACAUUCCAGCCUGCUAGUCUCGAUGCUCUGGAGAAGGCUCACGGAGACGGCAAGGUGUCGCUUGGAAGCUUCAGUAAAGAUGGUAGCUUCUCUUGGAUUACCCGUGGGGCGAGCCUCGAGGUCGUCAACAGCUCGACCAGCGAGCGUAUCGCCGCCUGGUCCUUUGGCUCUGUCAUCAAAGAUACGAAGACAACAAUCAUGUGUGUUGUGGAGUAUGAAUAUGAUGGUGUACCGCACCUAUUGGUCGGUUUGGACACCAGCAACAAUGGAAUGAUUUGCAUUUUUGAUAUCAAGACAUCUAAGAUUGUUAAAGCUAUUGAAAUUCCAGAAAAGGUGACUUGUGUUGAGCCGGUGACUUCAAGUGAAAUGGACCUGGUAGAGGAAGUGUUUAGUGAACACCUGCAGCUUUACUGUGGAUUGGUAGCGGUGGGUCUCAUGUCGGCCAAGGUGUUCCUCAUAGAUUUAUGCCUGGACGACGACAUGUUAUCAGACGAGGUGCGCCCUGGUCAGCUCUGUUCCAUCUCUCCAAGGAUGCCCAACCUCAGUCUCAGGCGGGACGUAGCACUCAGAAAACGGGAACAUCUCUGUCUGACGCUAGAUAACGAUGGUCAUAGAGGAUCAUCCUACCUCUAUCGUAAACCUGAUGGGACUGUCUUGGCAACUUUCAGUACAGCCAAUGUGUGUGUAACUUGCAUCAAGUUCGUCCCCCAGAUGGGCGUGCUUGCCGUAGGAUUCAACUUCGGGUGUUUUCAGCUUUGGAAGUUAACGAGCCCUGUUCUUGAAUAUACAGUUUCAUAUGAAUCGGACGACCUAGCACCGAUAACCCACUUCAUUUACCAGGAGCCAGAGAAUGACCCAAGGUGCUUUGUUUACCUCUGGGCCGUCAGGGGACCAACUCUAGUCGAUAAAAAGGAUGGAGAUUGUUCAGCAUUGUCUCUCUAUCAGUUUGGCUACAACCGAAGAGUACAUGUCGAGCAUCAUGGCAUUCUAUAUAAGGAUAUGACGUCUGCCAUCAGUCGGUUUGAACACAUCCUGUCCGUCGACCCAUAUAACAUGAGCAACGCCGCCCUGGCGGGGAGUGCCAUCAUCUCAUGUCAUGUCAUUGAAGAUCCUCACGGCCCGGUGGUCUCAAGACCUGAUGACGAUUCUUUUGAGGGACCAACAGGUGCUGAUCUCAGCUUGUGCGCAUUUAUCUGGGAAGCCGUCCCAGAAGACAUGCUCUCGAAAUCCUCAUUCUACAUCGGCCUGUUUGACAUGAAUCGAUGGUACCACUCCCAGAUGCCGGGAUCAGUCCGCCCAACCAACGGUAGCCAUGACGUCUGUCCGUUCUUCUCCUUCUGUAACAUGGAGGACAUCUUGGAGGCAGCCGCUCCAGAUGGUUUGUUGGCAGCUCAUAUUGAUGCGGAAAUGGUCACCAGAUAUUACUCUUCUCUCACACCAACACCUGAACAACACUUCUACCCAUCUUCUCUUGGAUUUGAUGUGAAGUGUUUGACUGAUAAUGGGGUGGUACGAUGUAGCUACUUGGGCAUCCAGCAAGAGACACUAUCUUCCUUGAACGAGACAGGACCAAAAGCUUUAGCCGAUCCUCACGAAGCAUUCGAAAUGUUCGUCCACGCCGGUCUGAUUCCAAAGACGUUUGAUCUCGGUGGAAGCAGUGCUACACUCCCCGCUACAAUGCAGCGUGAGGCGUUACUGACAGUCUGUCUGGAGCAUGCAAUGAUCGGCUUCAUAGGCUCGUGCAUCACCCAAUGGGCCAAGGGAGAUUACAGUCAGGCUGGUUGUAAUCUCAGAUACAUGUUAAACUGGGCUUGGAAGAAGGUCACUCAGAUCAAGGAUACGCUUGAUAAGCUCUGUGUGCCAUUGUACGACUGUAGUGGCGUGCCACUUGAUGAACAGACCAGCACCACCAUCAACAAACAGAAGACACAACUCAAACAUCUCAUGCUUGUCUUCCAACUUCUCAUCAGCCAGGCUGCACCGACAACAGAGCAAGGUACAAGAGACUUGCAGACGAAGCUGAGCAUUGUCUCGUUGCUGUGUGAACACAUCCAGGUUGUGAUGUGGUUCCUCGUCAAUGGCCUUCUUCCUGAACAUGCCGAAGGUGAAGAUGGCCCCAUCAAUCACUUCAGUUUCCCCGCCACCUCAUUGGCCCAGGCCUUCAUGGGUCGACGGCAGGAGUUGAACAGAUUACAUAGCGACAUGAACUUCACCGACCUGCUCAUGAUAGAUGGCUUGGUGGACAAUAUGGGUUCAGCUGUGAAAGAGCUCUGGGAUAAGGAGGGAGGCAGUGGACUCUAUCCUCCCCCGAGCCUCCAUGCUCUGCUCAACCUGUAUCUCUUAGAGGACGUCCCGGUCAUCUCCAAACACUGCAUUGUCGUCUAUGUCAUCUUCGACUUGCUCAUGUACGCUGCAGACAAUAAGGAAGACCGAAUCUUGGGCCGCUGGAUCAAAUAUGCUCAGGCGUUCAACGUUCCGGCAGGAAUGAUGAAACUCAUUCAGGGGCUGUGGCUAUUGGAUCACAAAGACUUUGAGGCAGCAGUCCAUAUGCUCUUAAGCCCAAUGGUGACGAGCCACAUCCUGCCCUGGCAGCACACUCGUAUCAUCAAAGCUCUCCUCUACCAAGCGGAGAGUAAACUGGCGGUCAGGUACAUGAAGACACGACAGCCAGCCAUGGUGACACCUGAAGAUGUCAAGCUUAAACUGACUGUUCUCUUGGCGAAUGGCUUGAUCUCUGAAGCUUAUGAAUACCAGCGAACUGUGCGUGAUCAGUCCAACACUGAAGAUCUCCUCUCGCAUUUAUUUGUCGGCUGUCAGCAGACCAAGACUGUCGACAAACUCCUCCAGCUUUCCCUCGAUGGUGUCGAGGAGCGCCACCUAGUCCAGUAUCUCAAAGAAAGCACGGAGCCAAACUCGCUCGAGUUACUAGUCAUGUACUACCUGCAGAGGGCAAGAUACGUUGAGGCAAUCCGGCUCAAUGAAAAGUUAAAGGCAAGAGUCAUGCUUGAGACUGACCCGCUUGCCAAGGAACGCGCCAUUGCCAGAAACACGAUCGUUGAUGGCUAUUUCAGAAUACUGCCCGAGGUUCAACGGAAACUGAUCUUCAGUUCAGAUCGUCAGCUCAAGAAACUUACUCGAAAGAAAACUGUUGUAUGUCCAGCACCCUUGUCGACUGUUGUGAAUCGUAGCAAGAAGGCCGAGAUGCAGUCCCAGGCCACGUUGCUGUCCGCCAUCUUGGAGAAAGUGAACGAAGUACGACAUCAAACUCGAGAAGAGGAUGAGAAUGUUCCCGCACCAAAAGAUGGCAGACCUGACAUGGUUGACCUUCCUGGCGACCCGGGGCCCUUCAUCUGUACCCCAGUCACCCCUCGGGUCCGCUCUAGAAUACGGGACACUAGUGACGUAGUCUACCCCACCAUUACACUACCAGAGGAAGUCACUCGACCUAUCUCACCUACGAAGAAGAUGUUUGGUCUGUCGCCAAGCUUGUGUUUGUCACCUGCUCGGCCAACUGAUAGUAUCAAAAGGCGAGCGUCAAAGUUCAUCAGUGCUGAAAUGUUGUCGCUUCUAAAGACGCCACCCGUCCAUCGGCAGACGCCAAUGAGAAACGUGUUGAAGCCACAGCCAACUCCACAGUCGAUUCUCAAGGUGCGUCAAGUGAUGAAACGCUCACCGAGUCCCAUGAAGGAAGCUCCUUUCAAAGCAAAACAAGUCACAGAUAUGAUCAGUGCCGGCAUCCAUAUGGAAACGCCCCCGAAGAUUUCCCGUAAAGUCAUGUUCGACAAGAAAUCUGCAUCAUCCUCAAAACAACUUCGUUUCUCCAUUCCGAGUUCCACCACAGUUGAUGACAGGUCAGAAAGUCCACGGAACGUGCGAGAGAGAAGCCCAACACCUGAACGGUUCUCUCCGCGGGUUUCACCACAGGGGGCAGCACCGUGGGAACGGAGCUCUCUGGACAUUGAAGAGAUGGACGAGGAGGUGCAGGUCAUUGACGAUGAGAUCACGUUUAAUAUGAACAAAUCUAAAAAUAUCGAGCACCAAGAACCAGACGAAGACAUGGACACUGAACCUUUAGAGUUCCCAUCGGCAGGUCAACCCUUGGACCGAUCGGCUGGAGAUGUCCGUCGCAGUCUCGAAAUGGAAAUAUCAAAAGCCACGAUUCCUGAAACAACUAGUGAGUCUGCUGGCCGGAUUUAUCCUGAUUUAACGGACGUUAUGGAUUCACCGCGUGUCACUCAAAAAACUAUCAUUCAAAGUCCAAAAUCAUCCAAAAAGGUGCUGGAAAAAACUAUAGAUACACCAAAAUCAAGCGCAGUGAAGGCUAGAUCCCCGGAGGUUGAUACGGGUGACAUGUUCCAAACGCAGCAACAGGAACAAGAGAAAGUACAGAGGACGCCACCACAGGAAUCACUGCAGAGGAAGUUCACUGCAGACAAUGAGAGGAAAUCUAGGACUCCAUCUCAAAAAGUGGAGACAUCAGCUGUAGAAUCAGGGCGAAAAACAAAGACACCGAGUCGAUUUACGAAAGAGGAUUUGGAGAAGUUUGCUGAGCCGUUAGUGAUAGAUACACAUCGUAGUGCUGGAGGGGAUGGUCCAGCUCCUUCACCGAGGAGGUCACCACGCUUAGCCUCCAAGGAUUCAGAUUGUGAGAAUGUGUUGUUGUCAGACCUGUUAGCAGACGUUCAGGAAGAGGGAAGCCCAGUCAAGGACCCCAGCCCCAGGAAGAGUGAACUCAGACCAUCAAAGUGCCGCACCCCUGCACAAUCUCUGGUGAAAGAGUCUGACCGUGGCCUGGCUCAGACAGAUGUGAUGGAGGCAGAACUGAGUGAAGAGAGUGAUAAAGAAGAGUGUAAAGCGCGUCAGAUGUCCCCACUGUCCUCCGGUAGCUUCAUGAUGAAACUGCGAUCCACCACCAAAGGUUCACGAGAGACGACUCCUGUUCGGGGCCAGGCUUCAGAUCAUCAAGAUGAAGGAGAUGAGCCAAGCUUUACGUUUGCCAUGCCUCUAUCAGUCGAGGGAGGUUCAGUGACGUCCGAUGUGAAAGCCACGCCGCAGCCUCAGUCGUUCAUCUUCUCACCCCCAAUUACACGCUCAAGACUACGCCGUCGCCAAUCAGACGACAAACUCUACACAUCGAUGAUUGAGCCGAAUGUGGGUGAUAUCUCAAUGCAGUCGAUCCACAGUCUCUCUAUGACGGUCCUCGAUGAAACCAAGGUGAUGUCUCCAGGGAAACCGACUUCUGUGAAGCGAUCAGCAAAGAAGCCGAGGAAAAAAUCAACGAGAACGUCCGUCUCUGAAUCUGUCAGUGACAGCCCCAUCAACUUUGUCUCGCCGGUCCCAACACGUUCAACAAGGUCACGGAAGCCGGUGGAGCCUCCACAAGGGGAUGACACGGGCAGGAGCACGCGCAGAACAACAAGGGCCCGGCCGAAGUCUUAUAAACUUCACUGUAAAAACUGAAAUUGACUGUAGCAUUUGUUACCACCUUGUGAGAACUGGAGAUAACUUGAACCAAGUGACUAUACAUGUGGAUACAGUGUGACCGUACGAUAUGGUAAAAAUAAGCUCUGGUCAUGAGACCUAAACCACUGGACUACUCUCUUGGGCUGCCUUAGUUACUGGGCGUGAGGACAACUCAAGAUAUGGGAUAUAUCUCAAAGGCUCUCUUACUCACGAGUCUACCGUAUGAGAGUAGUGCUGGUUACACACUCAACUGUGUAAAUCGUAAAAUGAGUCU